Molecule: messenger RNA, 2322 nt
Organism: Gekko japonicus
Lineage: Eukaryota; Metazoa; Chordata; Lepidosauria; Squamata; Gekkonidae
Product: carcinoembryonic antigen-related cell adhesion molecule 1-like
Exons: 11
Source: RefSeq, a predicted model, not a curated record
CUUCUUUCUUUCUCUCUCUUUUUCUCUCUCCUCUCAGCCGCCAUCCUGAGUUCUGGCUUCCUGGUCGCCCAGGCCCAGGAGAUUCCUAUUCUUAUUGCAGUGGAACCAUCACAGCCAUUGGAAGGACAGGACGUCACUCUGAUUCCAGGAGGGAUAUCGAACUUUGUUUUAUGCAGCUGGUAUCGAGGAGAAGACGCUGAAGCAAAUCGGAUCUUUACAUAUUACCCAACAUCACCUCCUGUGCAGCAGAAUGGUACAGCCUUUACUGGACGGGAGACUGGAGGUUCAGACUGUUCCCUGCACAUCAGAAGUCUGGUGCGGAACGACUCUGGAGUCUAUAUAGUGUCAAAGGCUGUGCCUACUGCUCCUGAAAGGGGGCGUGUGCGUAUGGAAGUCUUAGACGGACCCGAACUCCCUGAAAUCCAACCAACUGAACGUUCGUACAGUCCGCAUUCCGAAAUCAGACUCACCUGUUCUGCCAAUGCGUUCCCCGAUCCACAUUAUAUUUGGUUCCUCAACGGGAAGGAACAUAGCAGAACAUCUGAACUGCUGAUCCGAGAUGCUACCCCAGAGGAUUCUGGGAGUUAUGUCUGCCAAGCGUGGAAUGUACUUUCUCGCCACAAGAGCAACGCCUUCUUGGAGAUUGAGGUGGCGGGUAGUGUAUCUAAUGUCACCAUCAUAGGCCCUUCCGAAGCGAUAGAGUACCAUGCCGUCCAGUUGAAUUGUACCUCUCUAGGUAGUCUCGUUUCUUACUACUGGUUUAAAGGAAACCAGACGGUGGAACCAGGAGAUCGUGUCGUUCUGUCAAACCAAAACAAGACCCUCGCGCUCAACUCUAGCAACAGGAACGACACUGGAAGCUACGUCUGCCAAGGGGUCAACAGCUUCUCAUCCCAGUUCAGUGAGCCUCACUGGCUGGAAAUUUUCUACGGGCCUGAUAGCCCCGUAAUUGACCCCCAAGAGUCAGUCUAUAACGAGGGUUCCACCCUCAACCUCUCAUGCUUUGCCGACUCCAACCCACUUGCAAACUAUUCUUGGUGGUAUAACGAUACGCUACUGGAAGACCAGAAGGAUUCUCAUCUUCUGAUCCAAGAUCUUUCGGUGAGCAGUGCCAGGAAUUAUACUUGUAACGCCACCAAUGACUAUACCGAUGGCUUCAAUACCACCAGCCUUAAGAUCACGAUCUUGGAACGAGUGUCUAAUGUCAUCAUCACCAGUCGCCCUGAAAAGGCCAUUGAAAAUAAGGUCCUCGUUCUUGACUGCAGUUCUGCAGGCAGCGAUGUUUCCUACACCUGGUCAAAAGGGGACCAGGUACUGGGUAAUGGCAGCCUCAUGUUCAGCCCAGUCAGACGGAAUGACACAGGCAACUAUACCUGCACUGGACGUAACAGUUUCUCCAACUCCAGCGCCACCUACCUGCUGGAUGUCUUGUAUGGGCCUGAUGAGCCGGUAAUCAGCCCCCCAAGGCACGAUUACGGAGAGGGAUCCCUCCUCACCCUCUUCUGCCACGCUGACUCGCACCCUCCAGCACAGUACACUUGGUCCUUUAACGAGACUGAAUUUACCGAGACGGGCCCCCAGCUUACGAUACCUAGUCUGUCCUUCAACCAGACUGGGGAUUACACCUGCAGUGCUUUCAACCCUGAGACCAACCUUUCCAGCUCUACAAGUUGGGAGAUCAAGGUGCUUGAAAAGCUGCUCCCGCCAAUUCUGUGGCCUGCAGAUCUCUUUGUGAAAGAGCACGCAAACGUCACCUUAAACUGUAAUACCUCCGAAAGCUCCAGUGUCGACGUCUUCUGGUUCAAGGAUGGGAACCCCAUCCCGGCUACGUCACUCCUUUCUGAACGGAACCGAACCUUCAACAUUCCUGACGUCAGCCAAGACGAUGUGGGGGUGUAUACAUGUCAGGCCCGGAACCCGGCUAACAGCGCCACGAGCAACCCUAGUAAAAUAGCCGUGGACUCUCCGGCUCCGGCUCCGACUCCGGGUCCAGGCCUCUCUGCCGGGGCGAUAGUCGGGAUUGUCAUCGGGUGCCUUCUAGGAGUCGUCCUCAUUGGUGUGGUGGUGUAUUUUGCAUUAAAGAGCACCGCCUUGGGGAGGAUGGCGCAACACUCAUCCAAUGGAAACAUACCCUCUGCACCCGGCCACAACCAGGGCGUCACUGAGACCAAACCCACGGCGGGUGAAGAGGACAUACAGUAUACCACACUAGCCUUCAACUCCAACAGUCCCCCUCAGCCAAGCCCGGGGCCCAACAUCCCCUUGGAGAGUGGCACGAUUUAUUCAGUAAUCAAAAAGAAAUGAUCGGAGAGAUUGAUUUUC